AUGCCUCUUCGAUUAGACAUUAAGAGAAAGCUCUCUGCUCGUUCAGACCGAGUAAAAUGUGUGGAUCUUCAUCCGUCAGAGCCUUGGAUGCUGGCUAGCUUGUACAAUGGAAAUGUACACAUCUGGAAUCUUGAAUCACAGCAACUCAUCAAGUCCUUUGAGGUUUGUGACCUUCCAGUGAGAGCUGCUCGCUUUGUGUCCCGCAAAAACUGGAUUAUCACCGGCUCAGACGAUAUGCAGAUUCGUGUGUUCAACUACAACACACUUGAAAGAGUGUUCCAGUUUGAAGCUCAUUCUGACUAUGUCCGUUCCAUUGCCGUUCAUCCCACACAGCCGUACAUACUCACCAGCAGUGAUGACAUGCUUAUCAAAUUGUGGGAUUGGGAAAAGAAAUGGGCAUGCACCCAAGUUUUUGAAGGCCACACCCACUACGUCAUGCAAAUUGUGAUCAACCCUAAGGAUAACAACACCUUUGCCAGUGGCUCUCUUGACAGAACUGUAAAGGUAUGGCAGCUUGGUUCACCUACUCCAAAUUUUACAUUGGAAGGACAUGAGAAGGGAGUUAAUUGUGUGGAUUAUUAUUCUGGUGGUGAUAAGCCCUACCUGAUUUCUGGAGCUGAUGAUAGAUUAGCGAAGAUUUGGGAUUAUCAGAACAAGACGUGCGUUCAAACAUUAGAAGGGCAUGCCCAGAAUCUGUCGGCUGUAGCCUUUCACCCAGAGCUUCCAAUCAUCAUGACUGGAUCUGAAGAUGGUACCGUCAGAAUCUGGCAUGCCAACACUUACCGUUUGGAAAGCACUCUGAACUAUGGUCUGGAGCGUGUGUGGACUAUCUCUUGCCAGAAAGGCUCCAACAAUGUGGCACUUGGUUACGAUGAAGGCAGCAUCAUUAUAAAGCUCGGCCGUGAAGAACCAGCAAUGUCAAUGGAUGUGAAUGGCAAAAUUAUAUGGGCCAAACAUUCUGAAAUCCAGCAGGCAAAUAUCAAGGCUAUUGGAGACCAAGAAAUUAGAGACGGUGAAAGGUUACCAUUGGCCGUUAAGGACAUGGGCAGCUGUGAAGUGUAUCCUCAGACCAUCCAGCAUAACCCAAAUGGCAGAUUUGUUGUUGUUUGUGGAGAUGGAGAAUAUAUCAUUUACACUGCUAUGGCACUGAGAAACAAAAGUUUUGGUUCUGCCCAAGAAUUUGUUUGGAGCAAUGAUUCAGCUGUGUAUGCCAUUCGUGAAAGCAACAGCCUGGUGAAAAUCUCUAAGAACUUCAAGGAACAGAAAUCAUUCAAACCAGAUUUUGGAGCUGAAGGUAUUUAUGGAGGUCACCUUCUUGGUGUGCGAUCUGUAAGUGGUCUUGCCUUUUAUGAAUGGGAAACUACAGAUCUCAUCCGAAGGAUUGAAAUUACUCCAAAACAUAUUUACUGGAGUGACAAUGGUGAAUUAGUGUGUAUCUCUACUGAGGAAUCCUUUUUCAUUCUGAAAUAUUUUGCCGACGCUUUUGAGAAAGCCAGGGAAACGAAAGAGGGCGUCACUGAAGAUGGAAUUGAAGAAGCAUUUGAAGUUGUAGGUGAGAUUGAGGAAAGUGUCCGCACUGGACUUUGGGUUGGUGACUGCUUUAUCUAUACUAACAGUGUAAACCGACUUAAUUACUACGUGGGAGGAGAGAUUGUUACCAUUGCCCAUCUUGAUAGAGUGAUGUACUUGCUUGGUUAUAUUCCCAAGGACAACCGAUUGUACCUCGGGGACAAAGAGCUCAAUGUGGUUAGUUACUCACUGUUGCUUUCAGUAUUGGAGUACCAGACAGUUGUGAUGCGACGAGAUUUUGAAACAGCAGACAAGGUCUUGCCGACCAUUCCUCGGGAACAACGGACUAGAGUUGCACACUUUCUUGAAAAACAGGGUUUCAAAUCUCAAGCACUUGCCGUAACUUGUGAUCCUGAACAUAAAUUUGAGUUGGCCCUGCAGUUGGGUGAUUUACGAGUUGCUUACCAGCUUGCAAAGGAAGCUGAGAAAUGGAAAUUAUUGGCUGAAUUAGCUAUCAGCAAGUGUGAAUUUGGCCUUGCUCAGGAGUGCCUCCAUCAGGCCCAGGAUUUUGGAGGUUUACUCUUGUUGGCCACAUCUGCUGGCAACACUGAAAUGGUACUGCGUCUUGGACAGACAGCUGAAAAGACUGGACAGAAUAAUGUUGCCUUUCUUUCUUAUUUCUCUCUUGGAAAAUUAGACGAGUGCCUAGAAGUUUUGAUCAAUACUGGGCGUCUACCAGAGGCUGCUUUUUUUGCUCGUACAUAUUUACCUAGCCAAAUUUCCAGAGUUGUAAAACUUUGGCGUGAAAUGUUGUCCAAGAUCAACAAGCGUGCUGCUGAUUCUUUAGCAGAUCCUACAGAAUAUGAAAAUUUGUUCCCGGGAUUGAGAGACACAUUCAAGACUGAACAAUUCCUGAAGCCUCAAUAUACUCAAUCACUCCCAGCUAGUAGCUAUGCAAAAAUACCUAUGAAUACUGAGCGUAAUCCCAUUGAGGAGAUGUUAAAAGCCGAAAGUGAAGGUACCUUUGUUUACAGGCAGGCAUCUGAAGAUGGUGAUGAAUAUGAGGAUGCUACCACAACCCUUAAGGAUGAGGUAUUGACAGAAUCCCCCCAACUCCCACCUAUUUCAACUAUUGAUACACUUCCAAGUGAGGAACCACUGGCACCAUCACAGCCCUCUCUCCCUGUAGAUCCCACCCCUGCAGUGCCACAGGCUGCUGUACAAUUGCAGCCUGUCAGUCCAGAACCCUUACAACCCACAGACCCCUUGGUGUCUACUCAUCCAGCUGAGGAUAAAUCUACUUCACUUGAGGCUCCCCAACCUGAAUAUUCUGAUGCAGACCUUCUUAGAGGGUCUUCUGUAGAAAAGUUGUCAAAGAAAGAGUCCGUUGUUCCUGAUUCAAUAGCUGAAGAAGAAAAGAAAGAUUCCUCAAAGGAAGUAUCUGCAGAACCAGUGUUAUCAAAGCAGGCAGUUUCUGAUCUUGAAAAGGAAUUGGAACUCGAUUUAGAAAACCUUAUCCUCGACAAUGUUGAUACUGCAGACUUAGAUUUGGAGGCUGAGGAUUCCUCUUCAAAGCUUGUUGAAAUGAUGGACAGUCUCAAGAGUUCAGUCAAAAUGUUGGAUGUUCCUAACAGCUCAGGCAUCAUGACACGCCAAGAUAUCUUAGCAUCAGCAGGAGUUGCUCCUCUCCAAACAGUUGCACCACCUUCCUCACCUGUCCCUGAACCCUCUACUGAUGUCAUUCAACCUGUUGAGGACUUAGAAUGGAGCCCUGAUGAAGAAGAAAACUUAAAAAAUGAUGUUUGGGAGGUGGAGCGUUCAGAAAUAAAGAAAGCUGAGGAGGCACGUGAGGAGGUGACAAAAAAUGUUGACAAUGUGUCCAAAAUUAAUCUUUCUGCUGUUGCUGAGGAUCUUGUGCAGGAAACUGAUGAUGAGCUUGUGGGGACACAGCCUCCUUCUCUCAGCACGACUCUCUCUCCGUGCCCGUUGCCUCCCCCCCUACUCCGUGCCCGCCUCCCCCCUCCCCCCCCCUCUACUCCCUGUGCCCCCCUCUGUGCCCCCCCCUUCUCCGUGCCCGUCGCCUUUCUACCCCUCCCCCUUCUCCGUGCCCGUCACCUUUCUCCCCACCCUUCUCCCCCUUCUCCGUGCCCGUCGCCUUACCCCCAAUCUCCGUGCACAUGGCCUUCCCCCCCUUCUCCUUGCCCAUCUCCCCUCGCCCCAUCACCUCUCUCUGUCAAAAUAUUUUUUGUUUUCUCUAAUUUUAAUUUCUUUUUCUAUCUUAAUAUUUUCUCUCCUCUCUUUUUUCCUCCUCUCUCUCUCUCUUUUUUCCUCCUCCUCCUGUCCCCCCCUUUUUUUCUACCAUCUUCCCUCUCCUUUUUCCUCAUCCUCCUCUCCCUCUUUUCCUCACCCUCUUCCCUCACCUCCUCAUCCUUUUGCCUCAUCCUCCUCUCCCUCUUUUCUCAUCCUCCCUCCCUUUUUCCUCCUCUCCCUCUUUUUCCUCAUCCUCCUCUCCCUCUUUUUCCUCAUUCUCCUCUCCCUCUUUUUCCUCAUCCUCCUCUCCCUCUUUUUCCUCAUCCUCCUCUCCCUCUUUUCCUCAUCCUUCUCCCUCUUUUCCUCAUCCUCCCCUCUCUUUUUCCUCUCCCUCUCUUUUCCCUCAUCCUCCUCUCCCUCUUUUUCCUCAUCCUCCUCUCCCUCUUUUUUCUUUCUCCUCUCCCUCUCCGGAUACUAGUUUCUUCAUCCCUGUCUCUCUCACACUUUCUCUUUCUGUCUCUCUCUCUCUUCAUCCCUCUCUUUUGUUCUCUUUGUCUCUCCUUAAUGAAAAAAAAAUCUCUCUCUUUUUAUGCUCCCGAUAUCCUCUGGCCAAGAAAUGUUAACUGGAACUCUUUAUUUGAUAUUUUCAGUCUCUAUCCUUCAGAAUUUCUUUCUUUUUAA
Molecule: messenger RNA, 4440 nt
Organism: Acanthosepion pharaonis
Lineage: Eukaryota; Metazoa; Mollusca; Cephalopoda; Sepiida; Sepiidae
Source: the annotation of a GenBank genome assembly